CCACAACUGGACAAGAUGGAGCUCUUUUUCAACCCGUUCGACAACUUGGUGUGUAUCCUGCUGGGCAUCUCCUUGACCGUGUGGUUCACCCUGCUGUUGGUCUUCAUCAUCGUGCCGGCCAUCUUCGGGCUGUCCUUUGGCAUCCGACGUCUUUACAUGAAAACCUUAUUAAAGCUCUUUGAGUGGGCCACGCUAAGGAUAGAGAGAGGAGCGAAAGAAAACAAUCACCUCUUGUACAAACCCUACUCGAAUGCCAUCAUUGCCAAGGAGCCCACCUCCUUGGAGGAGGAGAUCAAAGAGAUCCGGCGGCGCGGCAGCAACAGAGAUCUGAACUCGGCCCCCGAGUUUGAGAUGUCUGACAUCUUCUAUUUCGCUCGGCGAGGAGUGGCGAGCAUCAUGGACGACGAGGUGACCAAGCGGUUCUCUGCUGAGGAGUUGGAGUCCUGGAAUCUGCUGACCCGCAGCAACAACAACUUCCACUACAUCAGCCUGAGGCUGACCGUCCUCUGGGGGCUGGGCCUGCUGAUCCGCUACAGCUUCCUGCUGCCUCUCAGGGUGACGCUUGCCUUCACUGGCGUCGGCCUCCUUGUGUUCCUCACAUGUGUUAUUGGGCUGCUGCCAAAUGGAAGGUUAAAAAACUUCCUCAGUCAGAAAGUUCAUUUGAUGUGCUACAGAAUCUGUGUCAGAGCUCUGACUGCCAUCAUAACCUACCACGACAGUGAGAAUAAACCCAAGAAUGGAGGCAUCUGUGUCGCCAACCACACUUCACCUAUUGACGUCAUCAUCCUGGCCAGCGAUGGCUGCUAUGCUAUGGUUGGGCAAAUCCAAGGUGGCUUGAUGGGGGUCAUUCAGAGGUCCAUGGUCAAGGCCUGCCCACACAUUUGGUUCGAACGCUCGGAAGUCAAAGACAGACAUCUGGUGGCCAAAAGAUUAAGUGACCAUGUGGAAGAUAAAUCUAAACUGCCUAUUCUCAUUUUCCCAGAAGGUACCUGCAUUAACAACACAUCAGUUAUGAUGUUUAAGAAGGGCAGUUUUGAGAUUGGUGCCACAGUCUACCCUGUAGCCAUUAAGUAUGACCCCCGAUUUGGAGACGCCUUCUGGAACAGCAGCAAGUUUGGAAUGGUCAGCUACCUUUUGCGUAUGAUGAGCAGCUGGGCCAUCGUCUGCAGUGUGUGGUACCUUCCUCCCAUGUCGAGAGAGGAGGGUGAGGAUGCUUCCCAGUUUGCCAAUCGUGUGAAGGCAGCCAUCGCCAGGCAAGGCGGACUGGUCGACCUCCUGUGGGACGGAGGACUGAAGAGAGGAAAGGUAAAAGAUACCUUCAAAGAAGAGCAGCAGAAGCUGUACAGUAAAAUGCUGGUGGGCACGCAAGAAGACCGCAGUCGCUCCUGAAGGACCUGUGUGGAGGUGGACUGGACCAGAGACCCACUCGGGCACCUCUGACUCAAAGCAGUCAGCAGUGCUCCCUCGCUAUAGGAGCUCUUGGACUGGAAAACAUCUCUCUGAUGUCAACAGUACUCCAUUUGGCUGCCUCGGGCGGGCCUGUUCAGUUUGCGUUCCUUGUUGCGGGUCAUUCGGAGUCUGCUCCCCUCUGCUGGAGUUGCUCGACUGAAGCCACGCUUGCAUUAGAAUGAGAAUACGGUGCGCAGGAAAGGACCGGCAUCUUCCUUGUAAGCAGUCUUUUGUGGGGAAAUGUGUAGUAUUAUCUAUCAUUGAGUCACUGUCUUUGUUUGGUAGUUUCAGCUUUUUCAUUUAACCGUCAUGUUUGUAUCACACUGUGUUAAAGUCACAGAGCUGAAUAUACGUGGGACAUCGCAGUUAUUUGAGAUGAAAACCAGUUUGUUCUCAUCCUAAAACCUGUGACUGAGUGGGAGAUUUGCAUGACUGGGUUGUGCCUGUGAUUUGGGGCUCAACGCCAGAUUUUGUUACAUUACAGAUAUUUUUAUGGGCUUUUUCCAAGAGAAAAAAACUUGUAUUUUAAGCUUUGUGUUUUACAUUAAGACUUGUAUCAAAAUAAUUUGUCACUGUAGUUGCAUUUCAGACGUUCUCUCUAUGUUGUUUGUUUCUGUUUCUUCCAUGGAAAUUCUCACAUUGUGAAAUUGAAAUAGUUCACCCGCACUUACUCGGAUGGAGGUUUAUGUAUUUAUGCAGAUAUUCCUCGAUGUUAAAGCAAAUAAUGAAGCAUAACUGAAGGUGAAUGGUUUAAAGUGCAUUCAGAAAGAAUGUAGGGAUGCUUUUUAUCAUCGCCCCAUUGCACACAGGUUGUGACUUAUGACCAUCGCAACGGGUGUCCUGACUAAAAUAUUGUUACGAUAAUUAGCUGAUGCAUAAUCCUACUAACACAAUCCCUAACAGCCAUCAUGUUCACAGUUUGCUUCCUGCUCAUGCAGAUUUAUUUGAAGUGAACUCUAAAAGCCAUUGUCUCUAGUCCCGCCCUCUCCAUCAGUGAUCUUCUCCCGCCUGGCAGCCUCUUCAAGGAGAGCUUCUGUACAGUCGUCUGGGCCCCCGUGAGGCUGGAGUUGAGGAGGUGUCCCCCUGAGGCCCUCGUUCCUCGAGUGUACUAUUAUCAGAUGGAGUCAUUUGGGUUGUGUUCAAUCUGUUCAUCAAAAUAAAUGUUCAAAAAUGUGACUCGA
Pseudoliparis swirei is the source of this 2630-nucleotide messenger RNA. RefSeq names its product glycerol-3-phosphate acyltransferase 4-like. The record is from RefSeq and is a predicted model, not a curated record. Gene Ontology annotation, cellular component: endoplasmic reticulum. Gene Ontology annotation, molecular function: glycerol-3-phosphate O-acyltransferase activity. The transcript is spliced from 12 exons. Lineage: Eukaryota; Metazoa; Chordata; Actinopteri; Perciformes; Liparidae. Bases 16 to 1389 code for a protein of 457 amino acids. Gene Ontology annotation, biological process: triglyceride biosynthetic process.